Messenger RNA from Chilo suppressalis (striped riceborer), 1752 nucleotides. NCBI's taxonomy places the organism in Eukaryota, Metazoa, Arthropoda, Insecta, Lepidoptera, Crambidae. The record is from the annotation of a GenBank genome assembly.
CAACCCCUAGCAACGGUUAUGACAUACAAUUUUGUCAAUAAAACGUCAAGUUCAUUAACUUCUGUGUACACAGGCAUUAAUUUGGUUUAUUAUUUCUGAAUUUGUUAAAGAGUUUUAUGAAGAUAUGGCUGGAAUCAACAGGCCGAUGAGUCAAAUGAGAAAAAUAGAAACGGAAGCCCAGUUGGAAAGCUCGGUGAUUCCUGCAGUAGAAAGGAAACCUCUCGCUGGCUUACUAACAAAUCAAAGUGUGGAGAAGAAGGAGCUCGUGGAACUGCUUUUCCAGGAUAUUGUGCGACCUUCGGGGGUCAGUUGGGACGACAUAGUGGGCUUGGAGUCGGCGAAAGCCUUAUUGAUGGAAUCCGUCAUUUACCCCGUAAGGGAAAUCGAUCCAGCAAUGCUCAGGAGGUUGGAGAAGCGCAUCUACAUACCUUUACCAGACUUCAAGGCGCGAGUACAGCUGUUUGAGAAGUUCCUCAGCUCGAAGACUAUAGAGCUGUAUCCGAAGGUGGACUUCCAGGAGUUGGCGGCGAAGACUGAAGGCUACUCCGGCAGCGACAUCAAGCUGGUCUGCAAGGAGGCUUUAAUGUCUGCCGUGAGGAAGAUUCUGCCCAACAUGCUUGAUAAAGGUUGCCAAGCUAAUCGGAAGGACAGACUGAAUAUAUCGGAUAUCUUGACGGCCAUAGAGAAGACGAAGCCGAUAUCGAAAAAUUUUACGAAAAAACACGAACAAUGGCAAAGUGAAAUGGGAUGCUCGUAGGAACUACUUUUUUUACAUUGGAGAUAUUAUAUAUAAAGUAUCAGAGGUGUCGUGUGUACUAUGUUACAGUUUCAUAUUUGUUUUGCUGUUUUUAAGUACUGGGAUGGGAAUUUACUAUUGGUAUUGCGCAUCCUAGCAAUUAAUGAUUCCAGAUGUUCUUCUACAAACAAGAAGUCUUCUUAUUAAUAGAAAAAAUAUAGGUAUAGAUAUUCUGAAAUGCGUGAAACAUGUUGCAGACUGCCCCUACAACUACAUGCAGCGGUACAACUGCGUACAGUCUGCCGCAGCAUUCUGCACUGCAAAAACUGUUAUGCCCCAUUAGAAUAGCUGCUAAUUUUUAUCGUACUGAUUAUUUCAUUGUUAUUUAUUUGUCGGAUAAAGUAUCUAUUAUUUUAGCUACAGUUUUUUUUAAUUUAUUUAUUUUAUUAUAAACAGUAGUUACAAUUUUAUAUUUAUUUAUUUUAUUUGUUUUUUUUUAUUUACGUGCAUCACAAUAAGUGGUAUUAUACGAUAACUUCUCUAUUUUAUUAACUCCAUAAACAAAAAAUACAACCAGAUAUUUAUUUUUUAUUUUUUAGUUCCAUUUUCGAUUUCGAAGUCGUUUUUUUUUAUUUCAUCCAUUUUAGUAAAAAUUGGUUAGUCCAAGUAAACAAUAACACAAUUGACGGAGACUUCGGUGAACAUACAUAAAAAACAUCGUGCGUGCCUUUGAAAUUUGAAGGUUUCCCUCGAUUUCCCCGGAUUCCACCAUCAGAUCCUGACUUGGCUGAAUGGGACAACCUCGGAAGUGCAUUCUUUCGAAUAAAAAAAGAAUUUUGCAAAUCGGUCCACAAUUGACGGAGAAAUUGGUGAACAUAUAUAAAAAAAAAAAGAAAUAUACAGUCGAACACAAAACCUCCUUCCUUCUUUUUUGAAGUCGGUUAAAAAAACUCAAAUAAUAUUCUCCAACGAAAGAUCCUGCAUGACAUGACAUAUGAGUCGUAUAGUAUCAAAGG